AGGAAGUGCUGUCGGCAGCUCUCACGAGAACUGAGUACUUGUUUUCUUUUUUGUUUUUUGGUUUUUGUUUUUUGAGACAGUCUGGCUCUUGCCGCCCAGGCUGCAGUGCAGCGGCGCGAUCUGGGCUCACUGCAACUUCCGCCUCCCAGGGUCAAGCAAUCAUCCUGCCUCAGCCUCCUGAGAGGACCCGUUUUCUAAGAGAUCCUAGUGGUGCUGUUGUCUGCAGGUUCUUUGAGGGCGCCACAUCAGGGGUCCCUCAGGUUCAGGGAUCACCUGUAGCUUCCCAGGACAGCCAGCCACGGAUCCUGUGGGCAGGAGGGCUGCCAAGGCCCAGUUGGAGGCUCAAUUUAUGGCGGCCCAGGGGAAGGAGCGUGCAGGAAAGGAUCCAGUCAGUGACGAAUGUGAGGAAAGAAACCCUUUUACAGAAACAAGGGAGGAAGAUGUAACUGAUGAGCAUGGGGAAAGAGAACCUUUUGCUGAAAAAGACGAGCACACGGGGGCUAAUACCAAGAAGCCAGAAGAUACUGCAGAGGAUCUUACUGCAAAAAGAAAAAGGAUGAAAAUGGAUAAAGCUUGCAGCAAAACAAAGAACAAAAGUAAAAGUGCUUUCAGCAAAAAACAACUUAAAAGGCAGAAACGUGAUUAUAUACAUUCUCUGAAGUUGCUGAAUGUCCUUGAAGAAUACAUCACAGAUGAGCAGAAAGAAGAAGAAGAAGAAGAGGGAGAAGAAGAAGAACUAAUUAAAAUAUUUCAAGAACAACAGAAGAGGUGGCAGCAAUAUAGAAGUGUUAGGAGAGAGAGGCUGAAAGAGAUGAAGCUGCUACGUGACCAAUUCUUAAAGACUCUUGAGAACUUUGAAGACCUUUGUGACAGAGUUUUUUCUGAUGAAGACAGUGAACUUGACAACUAGACAUGUUUUUAAAUAAAAUUGUGUCGGAGACUCUUUUGGAAGAGUUGGCACUUACUCAGUUGUCUCUUCAACCUCUGUUAUUCUGAUGACUGAAGAAAGAAUUUGAACCUGUGUUAUAUGAUACAAGCACAACUUGAGCUACAGUAAACUACAUGACAGUGUUUUGAUAAUUGUUAUAUAAAUCAGUGUAGCUCCUCUGUCAUUUGUCUGUUACAUGCCAGACCUCGUUUCUAUGAUCUGUUGAAUGAACCCUAGACACUUCUGUGAGAAAGCAGCAAUUGCACAGUUAUGUACACGGUCAAUUAAAUUUUGACAUUAAAGAUAAUUUAGAUUUC
Molecule: messenger RNA, 1245 nt
Organism: Mandrillus leucophaeus (drill)
Lineage: Eukaryota; Metazoa; Chordata; Mammalia; Primates; Cercopithecidae
Gene: FAM9B
Product: family with sequence similarity 9, member B
Exons: 9
Coding region: 350-910 (186 amino acids)
Biological process (GO): meiotic cell cycle; spermatid development
Cellular component (GO): synaptonemal complex
Source: RefSeq, a predicted model, not a curated record